AUGUCUCUCUCACUCCAAACGCUUGGAUUCGGCCAUACACGAACGUCCCCUCUCCGAUUAAGCCAGCAAUUCAUGUCACCCUCUGCAAUAAUAUCCUCAUAUCCCUCGCCUAGGUUUCAAAAAGUCGGACCGGUAGUGGCAGAUACAUCGGCGGAUAAUAAAGAUGUUCUGAUUGAGCGAUUAAACGAUCUUGUCCACCGACUUUCAACAGAUCACUCAUUGGAUGAUAGAUUAGUAUCGAAAUUACAUAGCGAGGUGGAUAAUUUCGAGAUUGUCAUGAUCAAGGCGGAUAUAAGUCAGAAACUGGAUAAGGAACUGGCGGCUGGAAAGGGGGAAACUUUAUUUUCGGGACGGAAGGAUGGUAUUCGGACGCCAAAGACGCCGACGAGGAAAGUGAGCAUACCAAUGCCAGAUAGUGUGUCGAGAAGUCCUCCAAAGAAGCAAGAGAUGAAUACGGAGGUUGCUACGAAAAUAGCAGAGGAGGCAGAAGCGCUGGCCACUCAAUUAUCGAAAAGCAUAGCGGAGUUGCAGCAGCGAAGGGAAGAAGCAGACAAAAUCCACGACCUCCUCAUAACCCGCAUCGAAACCAGCGCCGAGCAAAUCCUCUUCCUCGAAUACCACAUCGCCGAAAUGGAAGACGACUACGAAGCCAACCAAUCCGAACUCCAAUUCCUCCGCAUCCAACUACAAGCCAUACAGACCCAAUACAACGAAUUGCUGCCCCAGAAUAGAGAUGAGGAGUUGUCCGAGAGUAUACGGAAUUGGAAGAUUGAUUGGGAGGAUAUUGAUCGGAGGUCGAAAGCCAGGAGGAAGAGGGGGCAGGAUUCGAAUGAGAGGAUGGAGAGUGAGGUGUCUUUGAGUGUGAAGUGA
This is a messenger RNA of Glarea lozoyensis ATCC 20868, 870 nucleotides long. RefSeq lists its product as uncharacterized. The transcript is spliced from 2 exons. Bases 1 to 870 code for a protein of 289 amino acids. Lineage: Eukaryota; Fungi; Ascomycota; Leotiomycetes; Helotiales; Helotiaceae. The record is from RefSeq and is a predicted model, not a curated record.